This is a messenger RNA of Dendronephthya gigantea, 1020 nucleotides long. RefSeq names its product NACHT, LRR and PYD domains-containing protein 14-like. Gene Ontology annotation, cellular component: perinuclear region of cytoplasm; nucleus; cytosol. Bases 1 to 1020 code for a protein of 339 amino acids. Lineage: Eukaryota; Metazoa; Cnidaria; Anthozoa; Malacalcyonacea; Nephtheidae. Gene Ontology annotation, biological process: nucleocytoplasmic transport; activation of GTPase activity. The record is from RefSeq and is a predicted model, not a curated record. The transcript has a single exon. Gene Ontology annotation, molecular function: small GTPase binding; GTPase activator activity.
AUGAAGGACGUUACUGUCAUGGAAUCAGCUGCGUCAAUUUUGUGUGAAGGUGAAGAGAAAAACGAAAUUUGUUUAAAAGACUUAGAUAUUGCGCCAAUUGAAGCUGCUGCUUUGUUUGUAUUUCUAAGUCACAUCACGAAUUUGCACAAGCUAACCAUGUCUAAUUGUGGCAUAGAGCAUUUAGCCACUCGUGAAUUAAUCAACAGGUUAAUAACCAAUCCUAUCAGCAAAUGCGAACUUAGUGAAUUAGAUAUAAGAGGCAAUAGAUUGGAAUAUGAAGGCAUUAAAUCCUUCAGCGAAGCCCUGCAAAAUGCCAACUGCAAACUCACUAUGCUAAACAUUUCCAAUAACAAACUGACACAAAGAGGUGCUGAACAUUUAAUUGAUGCUCUGAUUGUUGAGAACUGUAAACUUACUAAACUAAACAUUUCUGAAAAUGAACUAAACGAUGAGAGUGCUAAACAUUUAAGUGAUGCCCUGAAAAGUCACAAAUGCAACCUUACUUAUCUAAGCAUAGCUAGAAACAAACUAACGGAAAAAGGUGCUAAAUAUUUAAGUGAUGCUCUGAAUAGCGGCAAUUGCAAACUAACAAAACUAAACUUGGCUGGAAACGAAAUAACACAUCGCGGUGCUCAAUGUUUAAGCGAUGCUCUGAUUAGAGGGAACGGUAAACUUACUAACCUGAACAUUUCUGAUAAUAAAGUAAACGAUGACGGUGCUAAACAUUUAAGUUAUGCGCUGAAAAGUGACAAGUGCAAACUUACUAAACUAAAUGUGUCGGGAAACGAACUAACAGAUGAAAGCGCGAGACAUUUUAGUCAAGCUUUUAAAACUUCCAACUGCAAACUUGCCAAAUUUAACAUCUCGGUAAACCAACUGACAGAUGACGGCGCCAAAUGUUUAACUGCUGCUCUAGCUGAGAAUGACCAUGGCACAGUACUUAACAUGAAAAGGAAUCACCUUACGGAUGAAGGUUCUGGGUACGUAGGCGUUGCUAAUAAACGAUGCAAUAUCAGCUGA